Messenger RNA from Orbicella faveolata, 1408 nucleotides. RefSeq names its product putative thiopurine S-methyltransferase. Gene Ontology annotation, molecular function: thiopurine S-methyltransferase activity. The record is from RefSeq and is a predicted model, not a curated record. Lineage: Eukaryota; Metazoa; Cnidaria; Anthozoa; Scleractinia; Merulinidae.
UGACCCGUCCAUUCAACCCAAAAAUUCCAGAACUUUCAAAGUGAAAACUGAACACGAACUGAAAAUUCAAACUUGUAAAAAUGUGGACAGUUCGAUACCAAAUACUUGACGCACUUCUCUAAUGCGCGGCUACCAAGCACUCUUCGAAGAUAAAAUAUGGCCGAAGAAGAACCUGAACCGGCGAAAGCGGAGUAUUGGACAGAGCGAUGGAAGGAAGGUAAAAUUGGCUGGCAUAGAGAAGAAGUAAAUGAAUACCUCAUCAAGUACGUGGAUGAACUCACUGGUGGAAGGUCAAACCUACGAGUGUUCCUUCCCCUGUGCGGGAAGUCCGUCGAUAUGCUGUGGUUAGCUGAUCAAGGGCACACUAUUGUGGGAGUGGAGGUAGCUAAGCAAGCAGUUGAGAGUUUCUUCACUGAAAAUAACCUGACUUUUACGGUGGAGUCAGUGAAAAUGGCCGCAAGCGGCGAGCCAGCCAAAGUCUACAAGUGCAAAGAAAAGAAGAUCACAAUCUUUUGCUGUGAUUUGUUCACCUUGUUCCUUCCCCUGUGCGGGAAGUCCGUCGAUAUGCUGUGGUUAGCUGAUCAAGGGCACACUGUUGUGGGGGUGGAGCUAGCUAAGCAAGCAAUUGAGAGUUUCUUCACUGAAAAUAACCUGACUUUUACGGUGGAGUCAGUGAAAAUGGCCGCAAGCGGUGAGCCAGCCGAAGUUUACAAGUGCAGAGAAAAGAAGAUCACAAUCUUUUGCUGUGAUUUGUUCACCUUCGAGGAAGAAGAUGUCGGUGGGAAGUUUGACGCCAUCUGGGAUCGUGGUUCCUUGUCUGCGAUCGUACCUUCAGUAAACGGCAAACGAUACACGAAGAAAAUGCAUUCGCUUCUCGCUAACGAUGGAAACUGUAUACUGGAAACCCAUUACUAUGAAAUUGAACGUGGUGAGCCACCGGCUAGCAUUUCUGAUGAGCUUAGGAAUGAACUUUAUGGGGAGGAUUUUGACAUCAAGGAGCUGGAGGUUAACAGAAUUAAGAAUGUCCCUGAUGGAGAAUUUUCCUUGCGCUACUAUCUAGUCAAACCAAAGCCAAAUUGAUGGCGUGGGGUCGGGGGAGGGGGAGGAAUACCGCUCAUUUAUGGGGCAUUUGAUCUUCCCGAAGGAUUCUUGAUCAAAUCCCUACCCAAGGGCCUGGGGCCCGUCAAAUUGGUCACAUCAAAUUAAAUUGUCACACCAAUAGACUCAGCGACAAUGCCAUAGUGCAGUGCCAUGCUGCAGUUUAUUUAUUUUAUAAAGAGACUUUAUUGCCAAGUUUGUCCUGCAGUUUCCAGCUCCCUCCUGAGGCUUAACUACCUUAUUACAUGAAAUUUUUGCGACACGUUAAUUUCGCGAAAUUCAAGUGACGCGAAAAUUUAAUGUCGCGAAA